Messenger RNA from Prorocentrum cordatum, 443 nucleotides. The record is from the annotation of a GenBank genome assembly. NCBI's taxonomy places the organism in Eukaryota, Dinophyceae, Prorocentrales, Prorocentraceae.
CGGGCCGAGCUGCACGAGCCGAGCUGCUUCGCCUUCCCGGGCCCCCCCAAGGAGGGCGCCGCGCACCAGCAGCAGGGGGCCGGCGGCAAGGCGGCGGGCCUCGGGCCGCUCACCACGGUGAGGGAGGGGGAGGAGGAGAGCACCACCAAUACUUACCAACGGCUCGCGGGGAUGCGGCGCGGGAGGACGCGUCCGCCGCCGCGUCGCCGCGGGCGGAGGAGCUCGAGGCCGAGCGAGGCUACGAGCUGCAGCGCGGCCCGCAGGGCGAGCGGGAGGAGGGCGGCGACGACGGCAGCGAGGCGGGCGACGGCAGGGCUCGCCCGAGGGGCCUGUGCUGCGUGGGGGGCAGGAAGAAGAGGCAGGCCCUGGACAGGGGGCGCUGCCGCCGCGGCACCAAGAUGCCCGAGGUGACGCUGGGCGGCGAGCGGCAGGAGGUCCUGUAG